AUGGGGACGAAGAAUAUUGACAUCGCUUCGCUGCAGAAUACCGGCCAAAAAAUCACCGUCUAUGAGGAAGAUCGUGCCACUCCAACUUCAUCCAUAGAGCUUUUGACCGAUGAAGGACAUGUGAAGGACGAGUUGGAAGAGCUAUUAGACGAGGAUUUUCUGACGGAAAAAGCCGCUCCACUGGAAAUCAGUAAGGAUAGCGAGCCGACAGAAAUAACGCAGGCGCCGGAAAAUAAUAAAGAGGAAACAACUUCUAGCACAACACCACAGGUCAUUACCGUACCCUCAUCGCCCGUUGCCGAGGACCCCAACAAAAUCUCGGAUACGGAAAUCAUGAAAGAUCUACUUACAAAUGGAUAUGAUUGGAGAGUCCGUCCCCCAGGCACCAAUUCUAGUAUUCUUGGGGGUGGUGCUGUCAUUGUUUGGGUUAAUAUGUUGAUUCGAAGUAUUUCCAAAAUCGACAAUGUCAAUAUGGAAUACAGUGCCCAAAUGACGUUCCGUGAGAGCUGGGUGGACAAACGACUAGCGUACGGCGAGAAAAGCAUGGGCGAGACGGUACCGGAUUUUGUGAUUUUGGCGGCUGGACAACAGAUUUGGAUGCCGGAUUCGUUUUUUCAGAACGAAAAACAAGCCCAUCGCCAUAUGAUCGAUAAGCCAAACGUCUUGAUCAGGGUCCAUAAAGACGGAUCAAUUUUGUAUUCAGUUCGAAUUUCGCUUGUCCUCUCCUGCCCGAUGCAUUUGCAGAACUACCCAAUGGACGUACAACAUUGUUUGAUAGAUUUAGCCAGCUACGCGUAUACUACAAACGACAUCGAAUACAAAUGGAAAGACCAGGAACCCGUGCAAUUGAAAGCCGGCUUAAAUUCGUCGCUUCCUAGCUUCGAGCUGAGCGACGUACAAACAACGUACUGUACCAGCAAGACAAAUACCGGCACCUAUUCUUGUCUGCGUACUGUAUUAACGCUAAAACGCCAGUUCAGUUACUACCUCCUACAACUCUAUAUUCCAUCAACUAUGUUGGUCAUCGUCUCCUGGGUGUCAUUCUGGCUCGAUAGAUCGGCAGUUCCGGCCCGUGUAACCCUUGGAGUUACCACCUUGCUAACAAUGACUACGCAAAGCUCCGGUAUCAACAGUAAACUACCACCCGUCGCCUAUAUAAAGGCAAUCGAUGUCUGGAUCGGUGCCUGUAUGACGUUCAUCUUCGGCGCCCUGGUCGAGUUUGCCAUCGUCACAUAUUUCGGGACGAGGCUCGAUCAGAAAAAGAAGUCCCGAGCUGAACUCACCACAAAACAGCCAUUGCAUACGCCUGCCCCGGCACCUGUGUGGGUACCGCGACAUGCUGGUGAUAUGAAAAAUGACCAGCUUGGCGACAUGCAAACAAAUUUGCUAGCAAAUAAUCGAAAAGAACCUGCGUUAAAAAGAAACCCAUUUAUACGAAUGUGGCGAAGAAGUUUUGGCGAUCAAGAUUUACCGAAAAAGCUGGACCUUGGCUCAAGACUAUUAUUCCCAAUACUAUUCAUCAGCUUCAACAUACUGUACUGGACAAUGUUUGGGAACCCCGAUACGAAAUCACCAUAUGUU
Messenger RNA from Mesorhabditis spiculigera, 1581 nucleotides. The record is from the annotation of a GenBank genome assembly. NCBI's taxonomy places the organism in Eukaryota, Metazoa, Nematoda, Chromadorea, Rhabditida, Rhabditidae.